Molecule: messenger RNA, 518 nt
Organism: Brassica oleracea var. oleracea
Lineage: Eukaryota; Viridiplantae; Streptophyta; Magnoliopsida; Brassicales; Brassicaceae
Product: glutamic acid-rich protein
Exons: 2
Coding region: 110-412 (100 amino acids)
Source: RefSeq, a predicted model, not a curated record
ACAAGCGGAUCCAGUUGAAGAGUCUUUGUCGGGGCUCCGACAGUCUUUAAAGUUUUACUAAAAAUAUCCCCAAAAAAAUUCAAAAGCCGUUUGCUUUUUUGAAAGUUCCAUGGCGGAUGAGAAGGAGAUCAUCGAUAUUUGUAGCUCCGAUGAGGAAGACGAAGAAAACGAUAUAAAUGGCGAGACCAGUGAAGAAGACGAGGGAGAAGAAGAUGAUGAUGAUGAUGAAGAAGAAGAUGAUGAUCGGAGCUUGAGUGGAGAUGAUAGCGAAUGGAGUGAAGAUGACUCCACGGAUUCAAAUUCAGACUUCGAUGAUGACGAAGAUGAAGAUGACGACGAAGAUGAUGAGGAAGAUGAUGAAGACUCUCUUGUAGAUAAAGUCACUCGCCUGCUCAAGGGUUUAUCUAUUUAGGGUUUAUGAAUCUUGAUUGCUAUCAGUGUCUCGUUGAACUUGUAUGGACUUAUUAUUAAAUAUUAUAAAUGUAACGAUUGAUUAAUGAGUUCGUUUCUUUAGAUUA